GUCGACGGCAGUGCGGCGCGGUCGGACGCCAAGCGCGCGCUUCACGUUCGAAUUUCGAACGCUUCCAAAUUUGAAAUACGCGUUCGGAAAUAAUUAGGGUAGGUAAAUAAAUAUAUAUCGAUUUUGACUGAUACCUAAAAUGGAUACUACAUAAAGUGGACGGUGCGAAAAUGUAUUCAAAAGUGAAACUGAAAUAAUCGAACAGUGAAAUAAUGGCGUCCAAAAGGCUCGUUAUCGCUUGGGCGGUCUGGCUCGCGUUGCCCCUGGCAACGGGCCAUCUCAACGUGCUUAUCAGCCAGGCAGAAGUUAUGAAAUUGUUAGGCUUGGACGCGGAACUGUACUACGUGCGCGAGGGCGUGGUGAACACCUACGCCACCGGCUUCAUAGUGCCCGUGCCCGCGCACAUUGCCGACCUGGAGUUCAUGUGGCAGGCACUUGGCAGACGACCGUUGCCGUACGUGAUGGGUAUAGACUACGAGAGCCGGGGCGCCAUGCUGCCGCCGCAAGUCAAUAUCUCCGAGCGGGGCUACGUGCCUACGACACUACAGACCUUUAGGGUUCGAUUACCGUGCACGGGAGCAAGGAGCGCGGAGAUCUUGGUGACGAUGCAGUUAAACAUUUCAGCGCCAGACCGGAUGCAUAAGGAUGUGCGGUUGACUUUUAAAAGGAACAAAAUAUGUUUGAAAGGCCUAUCAACAAUAGUGACACACAACGAAACAGCACGACUAGCCGGGGACGCUAACAGGGGUUCCGGCGGAGUACUCUUCGCAGCUGGAGGCUGUGCCGCGGCGGCGCUGGCCCUGCUGGCGGGCGCCGCCGCGGCGGGCACUCUGUACAAACGAGGAAAUAAGGCCCGCCAUCAUGACUCUAUACAUACGUCAUACACGACGGCAGCUUACGGCAGCCAUCAGAACGUGCUGUUACGUCUAGACACGCUUGGCCGGCCGCCCAGCUCUACGGGCUCCUACGCGACUAUAGCCAGCCUACAUAAGUUCCCCUUCGGGAGUCGGAGAUCACCCUCGCCGUACGCUACGACUCACAUCGGAGAGCACAUCUACGCGAAACCGGAGUCGAGAGUUUCAUACUACGCUGCCUCAAAUCUAACUCACGUUUCACAGCAAACUAUGCCCAAGGAUCGGAUAACAGAUCCAGCAGAACAACUGCGCUACCUAAACACGACGAGAUCUAACAUUCGGCUUGAGAUCCUAGUUCAUGAAGGCACCUUCGGGAGAGUCUAUAAAGGCGUGUUCAAAAGAGGAGACACGUACGAGGAGGUUUUAGUCAAAACCGUUUCUGAAGCAGCAUCAGCGAUGCAAGCAGCAUUACUAGUUGCCGAAGGUCUCCGUCUAUGUGGUUUGGUUCACGCUAAUGUGCUGGCACCGAUGGCCGCUUGCGCUGAAGAAGCUAGAAAGCCUUUACUAGUGUAUUGCUGUGUUUCACAUUCUUCUAAUCUUAAGAGGUUCCUAACAUCAUGUCGCCUAGGCCACCAAGCGGCGCCGGCCACUAGAGAAUUGGUAGAUUUAGGAGCACAAGUUGCUUGCGGUCUGGCAUACUUACACGUACAACGUUUGGUGCAUGCAGAUAUUGCAGCUAGAAAUUGCGUAGUGGAUGAGAAAUUAAGACUGAAGGUAACAGACAAUGGUCUGUCAAGGGAUCUAUUCCCGGAUGAGUAUCACUGUCUCGGUGACAACGAGAACAGACCAGUCAAGUGGAUGGCCCCGGAGUCCCUGCUCCAGAAUCAGUACACGACCGCGUCAGAUGUUUGGUCGUUAGGAAUAACACUAUGGGAACUAGCAACUCUAGGAGCUUCGCCUUUAGCAGAGUUGGAUGCAGCGGAUGUGGGGGCUUUUCUCAAUGGAGGAUACAGACCUUCCCAACCUCAUAACUGUCCAGAUGAACUGUACGGUCUCAUGUCGUGGUGUUGGACAACAUCUCCGUCAGCACGGCCGACGGCUCCUCAGCUAUUAGCUGCUCUUCAUGAUUUUAGACAAACUCUCAGUACUUAUAUUUAAUACUUAGGUUAUCAAGAAGCGCACACUAAACUAUUUCAAGACUAUGAACUUUUAUAACGUAAACUAUUUUCUAAAGUAUUCUUUUCUGAUCUAUAAUAAUUUCUCUCUAUAAUAGGCAAAACGUCUUCUAAAUGCUUUACUAGUUUUCAUUCCUUAUAGAAGAUACCAAUGUGCCUACUGUAUUUUAUUUAACAAACUAUAAUUUUUAAUUUGUUAUAUUUGGACGAUGUAAAGGAGACUACAUUGCAAAACAGAUAUCGGUUACUUAAUUUUAUUGGUAUUCGAUGCAAAACAAUUGAAGCAUACAUCCCCGCUGUUCUCAGAUUUGUGUGUGAAGUUGCGUUACCAUAUAUUCAAAAAGUAAAAAGAAUUUGGUAUUGUGAUCAAAACAGAAUAUUCAAAAAUAAUAAAUCAAUAUUUAAUUCACAUUGAACACUCAAGAUAGUAAAGGCGAAAUAUAAAAAUUGUGAAAAAACACAGGAUGUAUUAAAAAUUAAAGUGAGAUGGUAUUAAAAUAUAAGUAGCAUAACAAAUUAUAUAACGGAUAGCCUAUAAGAUUGAUUAAGAUAGAUAGAAGUGAAAAAUUAUAAUUUUAUAUGUUUCUAUGAAUUCUUAGAAUUCUCCGUACCACCAAGAGAAAAAUAAAUUCAAUUUUUAUAUAAGUCACAGUUCAAAUAAAAUAAUAAGUUUGGAUACUAUGUGCGUACAAAAAAGGAUUCACAAACAUAAGAGUUACAAAAGCUUGAUAUCUGGAAAAAAAGUUUUGAUAAUAAUGCUACAUCCUUUAAAUGAAGAAGUAUAUAUAAAUAUAAUAGAUAGCCAUUAUUUUCUUCCUUUAAGUCGAUUGACAAAAAUCCAAUUUGUAAAUAAAGCCAGAAAAGUUAUUAAUAAUAAUCAUAAUUGGAAAAUUCCCAAAGAAUCUAACAUUUAAGAUAAUAUAAAAUAAAAUAGGUAGGUGUUUAUGAAAUUUAAUCUCUUAUUCGAUUCUAUUUAUGAAUUUUUAGGAGUAAAUGGUAAGGCGACGUUAUAAGAUGUAUAUACAAAGUCGAUGCAAACGGAAUUAAUUUUUGAAGAGAUAAAGUAUUACGGAGUUAAAUGUAAUAGUGUCAAUAUAUUAAUGUUAUUUAUUAAGUUAAUAGUUGUAAGCUAGGUUAGAGUUCCUGAGGACAUUCAGUCCGUCCAGGCCACCAAAAGGAUCAACACCAAAACAGUAGUUAGUCAUGGUUUUAUUGUUUAAUGAAUUGGCCUUGAAGAAUUAUUACAAUAUCAUUCCAAAUUUUGUGAAUUUAAGGCUCAAAGCUGAAAAACGGUUAUACUUAGAUUUAGUCGGUCACAACUGUAUGCAACCAGUUAAGCCAUUCUUCUGCUUUUAGUCUUAACAUAUUUUUUUUUAUAAAUAUUAAGAAUAUGACGUAUUAAAUUAAAUUGAAUAUAAUCCUUCAAGGCCAUUUUCAAUAUUAACCAUGAACAGAAAUAAUUGUCUAUUAACCACAAAUAUAUAGCAUAUUAUAUAAUGUCGUAUUUUACAUAUUUGUGUAAAUGAUUUUUUAAAAAAAUAGUGAAUGUUGUAAAUAUUAUUGUUGUAUAUUAAAUGUAAGUAAAUAUGUAAAGGCAAACGAGGUUUGUAUAAUUGAUGUGCUAUUAAAGCGAUUCAAGAUAUUUCUCUGAAGAAUCAAAAAUAAAAAGUAAGUGAAUACUUUUUUUUACUAAUAAUUUAGAAUAGUAAUCGACUAAGUUCCGAUAAGAACACAGCACUUGUUUCUAAUAAAACACACGGAAUUUCAAAAUUGGAAAUUUAUAUACUAUUGAAUCACAUUAAGAAAAUAAUGUUUAAUUAACAUAACGAUUAAUUCUUUUUCCAAAUGAAGUAAAGGUUGACCUUCACGAAAAUGUAUAUUUACUGACUGACUGU
Bicyclus anynana (squinting bush brown) is the source of this 3924-nucleotide messenger RNA. RefSeq names its product tyrosine-protein kinase Dnt-like (gene Drl-2). Gene Ontology annotation, cellular component: signaling receptor complex. Gene Ontology annotation, molecular function: protein kinase activity; ATP binding. Bases 213 to 2012 code for a protein of 599 amino acids. Lineage: Eukaryota; Metazoa; Arthropoda; Insecta; Lepidoptera; Nymphalidae. The record is from RefSeq and is a predicted model, not a curated record. The transcript has 14 exons. Gene Ontology annotation, biological process: positive regulation of kinase activity; multicellular organism development; cell surface receptor protein tyrosine kinase signaling pathway.